UAUUACAGGCUUAACAUUCUGUUACUUAUUGUCCCCCAGUGUUGUGUUCCUGGGUCAGCUGGGAGGAGCGGGGCCAUGGACACUGAUUUUCCAUGAAAUUUAAGGGGAAAUGUCGUCUCUCUGGAGGAAAUUCCGGAGUGGGAGCAACAGCGUCUCUUCAGAAUCAAGACCCAGAGAAGAAUGGCAGAGGAACCACAGCAGUUCCUCCCAGAGUGGCACUCCUGCUUCCUUCAACUCCGAGUCAUUUGCCCUUGGCCCUGGACACUCCACCGUCACCCGCCACCACAUAACAAAGGCUGAUGAAGAACUGUUUCUCUCAGGUGAUGAGGCCAAGAGGAGUGAUCCGCUACAGGUUCAGGCACAGUUUGUGAAAACUGUCCUGGACAUCCUGCACAGUCCCUCAACACUGCCAUACUUUGUGCAGUUCCUCCAGGGCUGGGGUGCUGACAAGUAUGCACGCUUCUGGCUGGAGGCAAACAGCUUCCGUGCGGCCACCAUCACUCGUGGCGCUCCCCAGACGAGUCCCGCCAGAUCCACCACUCUGACAUCUGAGACUCCAGCAGGUGUUACAGACAGACUCAAGGAGGAGUCACAUCCAAGAAAAGCAAAGACCCACUCAAGGGAUGCACCAAGAGACCUUAUACUGCCAGAUCUAGUGAGCAACAUUCAGUAUGCCAGUGAUGUGACACCCCUUGGUAGCCCUGAGGGUGUGACGCCGGAUGCCCUGACUUGCCACACGCCCAGGCAGGACCUGGGGAGUGAGGUGAAGGAAGACUGUGGUGGUAGUAAUGAUACCAGUGUCAGUGACGAUAAUGUAUUCAGUGUCCAGACAGAACAAACCCUUGCUGAUGAUUCUGGUAGUCCAGAGGACAGCAGACUCAGGGCUCAGAAGCUGCGAAAGAGCAUCAUAGAUGAUGCACUCACCAUUUUCAAGAAGUACCUGGCCAAGAAUGCAGAUUUCCCCUUGGGUGUGGAGGAGGACAUAGUGGAGCUCAUUAGCUGCAGGAUCUCAGCUGUUGAGGACGUUGACCCUGGGUGCUUUGUGCCUGCUCAGGAGGCCGUCAUUGGGAUCCUAGAGAGAGAGUACUUGCCCAAGUUCCUGUCAAGCGACUACUACCUGAAGCACCAGAUUGACGUGCUCACCAGCGGGGCGGUGCGGCUAGCGGACAUCAUAUACAGUGACUCCGCCUUCCCUUACUUCAUGGAGUAUGUGGAACAGGAGGGCGGCCAGAGCAUGCUGCAGUUCUGGGUGGCUGUGUCUAAUUUUCGACAGCAGCUCCUGGAGGCAGACCCACAGACCUAUGACCCUGCCCAAGCUCAGGCUGAUGCUGUGAUCCUCUAUGACAAGUACUUCUCGCUACAGGCCACGUGUCCUCAGGGCUUCAGUGACAAGGUCCGCUUCCUCAUUGAAGGCAAUAUCUGUCCAGAUGAUGGCCUGCAACCCACGUGCUUUGACCUGCCACUCAGAAUUGUGCUGCACAUCCUGGAGAGGGACUUCCUCCCUGGAUACCUCUCAUCCAGCCUUCACAUCAGCUACUUAAGUGAGCUCAUCAAUACCGUCAAGAGCAGUGUGGAGCUUUUUGGACGGAAGAAGCGCACAGGGUCAGAGAGCACCUGCAGCAGUGAGCAGAGCAGCAGUAGUGUCAGCAUCAGCACACAGAACACCUUGCUAGCCAUGGACUCCUCAGCGACACCCUCCUGCCGUGUCAAAAGCCUGGCAGACCCGUCUUCCAUGAGGAUUGACGAGUCGCAGCUCAACGACCCAGACUCACUGUGGCGCCGCAAGACCUUCACGAAACUAAGUUGUGGCUUCAUCAAUGAGCUGGGGCGCUUUGAGGCGGAAAUUGAGCCGCAUCCAUACCACCGCCAACCGUCAUCGGGUCUGCAGAAGAUCCGUCGCUUGAUGGGACGUGAGGAGGACAAGGUGAAGGAGGACAUGGCUUACCAGGUGGCUGAGAUGAUAAUUAAAGGUGUGACGCAGGUGACCCUUGGACCCCAGGGGAAGGGUAUGUCCCUGCCUCCCCCACCACCCCCAUCAUGAUGCACCGCCACGUCCCCAACCCCGGCAGUCUUGCAGGGGGAGGCGGGCAGAUGUGUUUGUAUCGGGUGGUGGAUUGUGGCGUGUCUGGUUGACGCAAAGCUGUGCACGGUAAUGUUAGUAUUUAUACUGAAGAUUUUAUAUAUUGCCUGUAUGAUGAUGAAUCCUCAGUAUGCAGCAUUGGUAUUGUUAUCGUCUAGGUUUUGAAUGAUUUUUAAUUUCGAGAUUUUAGUACAGUACCAUUGUACAGGCUCUUGUUGGGUCUGUGGUUUCCAUGAGGUGUCAAGAAGUAGCCAGGAUUGAUAGGACUAGUUUAGAUACAUUUUAUAGUAAGCUUCACACUCUGUAGCUCACUAUGACAAAGGAAUCCACACAGGAACCUGAUUUAGCUCUAAUGACACAUUCCUGGAUGCACUUGUUGAUUAGAAGGAACAAAACAAAGGCAUUAUUGGUUCAUUGCUGGUACUCAGGGAGGGGUUACAGUGCUCCUGGUCACAUACUCACACACACACUCACUAAACCCUUAUGAAAGUGUUCUUGAGAGGCAUAAUGGGAUGUAGUACUCUGGUUCUUGUAAAUUUAGUUAAUUUGGGCUUGAAAAGUUAUUUGUUCUUGGAAUGAGAUAUAAUCUUUCUUCUUCCUCUGUUGUAUUUUGACUUUUCAUGUAGUGUCCUUCAUUCUAUGUCUCUUCCUUCAAGUCAGAUUUUCUUGGAAGCACUUCAGAAUUUGUCUGUAAUUAUCAUUACUAAUUAUGUUAUUUUUCUUUAUUUAUUUUAUUCGUAUAUACCAUGGUUGUGUAUUAAUUGCAUGUUAAUUUUGUUGUGACAGAGAUGUGCACCCACAUGUGGCUCAUAUUUGGGUGUAAUUUUUUAGGGAAGGAAAGACACCUGAAAGUUGUGUUCAAUGUGUUCACUUUACUUUUCUUUUUAAGUGGGACCAGAAAAGCUCUCCUGAAAUCUUGCAAAGCUGUUUUUCUGGGGGGGGAGACAUGAUUUUGUUUUCAUUUCUGCAAGAGACCAAAAAGGCACCUCAAGCAUCACCCUCCAAGAGGACAUAACCAGUUCACUGUUGAUCUGACACAGGAAUCUCUAUUUUAUUGAUGCUGCUCUUGUGAUAAUCAUUUUACUCUUAAGAUAUAGAUGAAUAUAUAUAUACAUAUAUAUAUAUAUAUAUAUACAAAUGAAUAUAUUGUGUAUAGUAUCUUUUUUUCCACAAAGGUAUACAGGUAAUCUCAUUGCCUCUUUUAGCCUGACAAGAGGCUUACUUAUAACAAAUAGUCAGGCCUUGCUUGUUCUUUUCUACGUGAGUGAUGUGACCUUUCUUUCUGUAAUUCAUGAUUCAGGAAACAAAGAAAUGAGAUGUCAUACAUUUGGAGGUUUGCUCAGACCAGGUUGGCAAAGAGAGGACUUGACUGACUAGAUGAUGAGCAGGAAAGGUGGCAGGGAAACUCAGUGGCAAGACAGUGAAGGGCUAACAGUAUCCACAUGGAGCUUGGUGAUCACAUCUAGCUUACUUGAUAACAUUGGUUUCUUGUGAGUGUCCUGCUACUAUAAGACUGAAACAGAUUUACCACACCAUUAUCUUAGACUUCAGUUGCAGGACAGUCAAGGCUAAACAGUAUAAACCUAGGCAUUGGUGAUCAUUUAAAGUUCAUUCGGUAAUGUUGGUUGGCCUUGUUUGUCCCACUACAAGGCUGAAACAAUGUGUUCUAUUAUCAUAGGCCAUAGUAGUAGGGUAGUCAAGGCCAGACAACAUCCAUGUGGGCCUUAGAGAUCGCUGACAGCUGCCCUGAGUGUUCAUCUACUACAAGACUGAAGCAGGAGUACUGUAUUCUCUUACAUUUCAACCACAAGUCUUCCUUAGAGAGAAUGAUAAAACUAUGUUGUUCUGAGGGUCUGAGCACACAACUUCUAUAGCAAGAUGUUUCAUUUGUCCCAUCUUGGCAAGGUGUGGACAGUUUUAUGUGUGGUGUUAUGGGAAAGAAGGCAUGAUCACCCAUACUUGCGGUGCUGUGUAAGGGAGCACAGCACUGCAUCCAUUGGCACUGUUUGCUGUCUCCCAACGUAGCGUUUAAGGAUCAUUACCUCAUGACUCAUCCUCACUGUCACUGCAUUCUGUUCCUCUUAUCAUCAGGCUUCUCGUUGUGCUGCUAAUCAAAGGGCUGUUUGGCGACUGCCUCUCAUCGGAUCGUGUUGUGCAAUCCUCAUCCUCAUUCAUACCAAACUAAACACAGGCAGUAAU
Molecule: messenger RNA, 4279 nt
Organism: Scylla paramamosain (green mud crab)
Lineage: Eukaryota; Metazoa; Arthropoda; Malacostraca; Decapoda; Portunidae
Gene: pkaap
Product: A-kinase anchor protein 10, mitochondrial-like
Exons: 9
Coding region: 110-2041 (643 amino acids)
Biological process (GO): intracellular protein localization
Cellular component (GO): mitochondrion; plasma membrane
Source: RefSeq, a predicted model, not a curated record